GAGGAGCGGUCGCGGUUGGUUGUGCGGACUCUUUCCAUGGCUACCUCGGCGCUGCAGGAGCGGAGGAAGCGUCUUGUAAACAGGGUGGGCCGACACCUGCCGUGCAACACCAUCCAGGUGGUGUCUGACUUCGCCAGGGUGGCCACAAAGGUGGUGGAAAACAUCCUCUCCAAUCCCGCCGACGUUAAGUUCAGGGAGCUCCGCGCCAACAACAAGACCAUCCAGCGGGCGGUGCUCAGCUGCCACGGCGGCCGAGAGUUCCUGUCCCUGUUGGGCUUCGAAAAGAUCACAAAGAACGGGGAGGUGGUGUACUUCCUGGCGGAGCCGCACGUGGACCACCUGACGCAAGCGAAGGGAUGGCUUGCGGAGCGCGUCAAGUCGUGCGAGCAGUCGGAGGGGUCGGUCGGGGGCCGAGCAUGCGCGGACUCAGUGCUGACGGUGCUCCUGACUAGCGGACAGACGCUGGAGGGCGGCUUCUACAAGCAUGAGACCAUCCACGACGUCUACGCGUUCUUGCAGUCCAGUGUCGUCAACGGGGGAGAGGACUUGCGGCUGCGCACGACAACCGUACCGGAAACCGAGCUAGGAGAACAAAUGCUGCCGGUGUCUCUGGCAGAUGCAAAACUGCUCCCGAGUGCUACCCUUGCGGUGGUCAAGCCUUCCGUGGCGCCACCGCCACCGAAAAAGACCCGCCGGAACGAGUCAGAAGAGGCGGCUGAGCAGCUACGACUGCUGCAGGAGAACAGCGCGAGGAAGAACCGGGAUGCCAUGGCAGAAAAGGAGAAGAAGGAAGCAAUGGCGAAAUUCAGGGCGGACCGGGUAGCGCGCGCAGCGGCACCGCAGAAUGGCGACAGCGGGGUGGAAGAGACGAAGGGCGGCCGUCGGUGAAAACGGCAAAGUAGAAGGAAGGCGUUUGCUCCGUGUGAAGCGGGGGGAGGGG
Ectocarpus sp. CCAP 1310/34 is the source of this 940-nucleotide messenger RNA. The record is from the annotation of a GenBank genome assembly. NCBI's taxonomy places the organism in Eukaryota, Phaeophyceae, Ectocarpales, Ectocarpaceae.